GCGUCGUCCUCGGUGCCGCCGGGCGGCGGGGGGGUGGGCUCCGUGCGCGGCGCUGGCGCUGGGGUGGGCGCUGGGGUGGGCGCUGGGCGCGGAGCCCCCCCCACCGCUGCCGGCCCGACGCCGCGCUCCUGCCGCCGCCGCUGCGCCGCCUGGCGGGGACCGCGCUCCUCCGCGCCGCCGUCCCGCGCCUCCGCGCCGGAUGGAGCCCCUGCCAGCUCUACCGCUACCGCCCCGCCGCCGGCACCGGCACCGGCACCGGCACCGGGAGCGCCCGGCCCAACGGCACCGGGCCCUGUACGCGGGGCUGGCACUACGCCCUGCCCGCCGCCGGCCUCCGCUCCAACCUCGUCACGCAGUGGGACCUGGUGUGCGCCUCGCGCUGGAAGGUGCCCCUGGAGCAGACCACGCACUUGCUGGGCUGGAUGCUGGGUAGCGUCGCUGCCGGCCUGGCCUGCGACAGGUUCGGCCGCCGGCCCGCUUUCGUGGUGUCCCUGGUGCUGGCGGUGCCCCUGGGCCUCGGCGUGGCGCUGGCCGUGGAUUUUGUCAUGGUCCUGGUCGCACGGCUGCUCUUCGGGGCGGCACUGGCGGGCGCCUUCGUCUCCCUCUACGUGGCAAGGUUGGAGCUGUGUGACCCCCCGCACCGGCUGGGGGUGACGAUGGUGGCCGGCUUCUUCUGGAUCGCCGGGGAGCUGCUGCUGCCGGGGCUGGCCGUGCUGUGCCGGGACUGGCGGGUGCUGCAGGGUGCCGUCACCAUGAUCCUGGCUCUGCUGGCUGCCUGCUGGUGGUCCCCGGCGCUGCUGCUGGAGUCGCCGCGCUGGCUGCUGGCCACGCGGCAGCUGGAGAAGGCCAGGAAGACCCUGCAGGCGCUGGCCGAAAACAGCGGCCCCGGCUCCGACGACAGCUCCUGCCACCAGGAGAGCCUUCUCGAGGAGCUGGAGUCCCUGUCUGAGGGGUCCCCGCAGCCCCGGUACCACGCCGUCUGCGAGAUCUUCGGCACCAGGGUCAUCUGGAAGAACGGCGUCAUCCUCGGCUUUGCGGCGUUCAUCGGCUCCGGCAUCCGCCACUGCUUCACCCGCAACCUGGCCCCCCACCUGCCCCACUUCUUCUCCUCUUACUACGUGGUGGUGGGCACCGAGGCGGCCGCCUGCCUCUUCGUCUGCCUGACGGCCGAGCGCUUCGGGCGCCGCGCCGUCCUCCUGCUCUGCACCGUCCUCACCGGCAUCUCCUCUCUCCUGCUGCUGGCCCUCACCCAGUACCUGCUGGACCUCAUUGUCCUGACCCUGUCCGUUGUGGGCAUCACCGCCUCCCACGCCGUCACCAUGCUCAGCAUCUUCUUUGCCAGCGAGGUGCUCCCCACCGUGGUCAGGGGUGCCGGGCUGGGUCUCGUCGUGGGGGCCAGCUUCGUGGGCAAGGCGGCCGCCCCCAUCACCGCCAUCCCCAACAGCCGGGGCUUCUUCCUGCACCACGUGGUGUUCGCCUCCUUCGCCAUCCUCGCCGUCCUCAGCAUCAUGCUGCUGCCGGAGAGCCAGGGCCGCGGCCUGCCUCAGUCUUUGCAGGAUGGCGAGAGCCAGCGCCGGCCACCCCUCUUCCACCGGCCCCCCCGUGAGGACCACCUACCCCUGCUUGCCCCCCACAGCAUCCCCCACGACUACUCCCACCUCGCCGCCUCCGCCAAGAGGAUGCUGGGCUCCCCGGCCGCCCCACCGUGAGACAUAGCUGUGUCCCACCCCAGGCUCUCCCUGCUGCUGGGGGGGGGGCUGAGUGUGGUGCUGGGACCCCCAUCCCCUCCCCCCGUGGAGCACUGGGGCCCCCAUCCGUGGGCGCCCGUGGGGACGGCGGGGCGCACCUGGACACAUGCAAUGGCUGGGGGGGGGGGUGGGGAGCAGCGCACCCACCCCACGGCGGGGCCGGAUCCUGCCCCAGGAGGAGCUGUGCUGGGAGUCCUGGGGUGGGGGUGAUGCCCCCCAGGGUGUUUGCGGCGGGUGCUCGCGGGCUGCCAAUAAAAGUGCCUUGUUUCUACAGGCGGCUGGCGUGGCUGGGGGCCCCGCGUGGUGCCCCUGCCACUGGC
Molecule: messenger RNA, 2068 nt
Organism: Aquila chrysaetos chrysaetos
Lineage: Eukaryota; Metazoa; Chordata; Aves; Accipitriformes; Accipitridae
Gene: SLC22A31
Product: solute carrier family 22 member 31
Exons: 9
Coding region: 423-1709 (428 amino acids)
Biological process (GO): transmembrane transport
Cellular component (GO): membrane
Molecular function (GO): transmembrane transporter activity
Source: RefSeq, a predicted model, not a curated record